This is a messenger RNA of Peromyscus leucopus (white-footed mouse), 1496 nucleotides long. RefSeq names its product vestigial like family member 1 (gene Vgll1). The record is from RefSeq and is a predicted model, not a curated record. NCBI's taxonomy places the organism in Eukaryota, Metazoa, Chordata, Mammalia, Rodentia, Cricetidae. Gene Ontology annotation, cellular component: nucleus. Gene Ontology annotation, biological process: regulation of transcription by RNA polymerase II. The coding region runs from base 226 to 990 and encodes 254 amino acids. The transcript has 5 exons.
CCAACCAGGUUGACUCGCUGGAGUGCAUUUUCUGCAUUCUUAAUAGAUAGCUAGCAGGAAACGCCUUGCACAACCCCAGCUAGAGGGGUAGAAAAUCGCAGAGGGAGGGUACACAUCCCCAGAUCCUGCUUCCACAGUUGUUGAGCUACUCCAAAACCGGAGGAGGAUUUUGCUGUCUCAGGUAACUGCUGAGAAUUAAGCUAUCUCCUGUGUCACUCACUCACAAUGGAAGACAUGAGGAAGACUGGUGUCCGCAUUCCCCAAAGCAGCCAAAAACCAGUGAAGACAGAAUGGGAUGCCCGGUCCGUCGUUUUUACCUACUUCCAAGGGGACAUCAGCAGUGUGGUGGAUGAGCACUUCUCCAGAGCUCUGAGCAAGCUCAAGAGGCCCCAGGGAUGGAGUUCCUUGAGCCAGGGUGACAAUGUGAUCCUCAGGAAUGAUAGCAGCAUGCCCCCGAAUCAGUGGCGUCUCACUUCUUCUUGGACAAAGGCACGGCCAGAAGCAUCUCUUGGAAAUGGUGCCAGCAGCAGCAGCAGCAGCAGCAGGAGCAGCAGCAGCAGCAGCAGCAGCUUGCAUGAAUAUGGUCCUAAGGCUAUAGAUCAGUACCCGCUGUCUAUGCCCAAGGCCCCCUCUGCACAUCCUCAAGAGAUGUGUCAUUUUUCCUCCCAAGAGAGGCCAGACUUCCUAGGGCCUGCUUACUCUCGUGCCUUUCCUGACAGGCAUCCGGCUCCAGAGGUCUACCCUGAUGGGAGACGUGGGUCCUUCCUACAUUUACUCCAGCAGGAUAGAUACCUAAACCGUCCUCUGGAACCUGCAACCAGGAAGAAUGGCAACCCCGCCAAGAUAGCCGGAAGCACAGGAUUGCUCACCAACCUGCCUCCCAACUCAGACCACUACAAGAAAAUCUAUGGUCAUGGAUCUGCCAGUUCCAGUCUUGGCAAUGAAAGAAGCCGGUCUCCAGAGAGAAGAAGAGACUUCUACUUUUAUUAGCCUCAGUUGAAAGAACAGAAUUUCUCUCUGCGCAGCAUGAGCAUGCUUUUCUACUGUGGAUCCAGAAGUCCUAGAAGCAUUGCUGCUGCUUUCUGUCUCUGCUACUAAGCAAUACCAAAUCAGGCACAAGUCGCUGCUCUCUUUUAAAUUUGGCUCUGCUUUUCCUUAGAAACUGUGCCCGAUGGCAGGGGUUUUCAAACAUAAGCAAAUUCUCAGCUUAUAAAAUGUAGGAAAGAGCUGUUGUGGGGUAGAAUGCACAGAGAUUCACCUGCUGUUCGUUGUUUGGCCUCACUGUGUCUAUUGCUCUUUUCCUUAGAAGCCAUGGGCUCUCAGGUUCCCAAGCAGUGUCCUUUAAACCAAACCUGGGCCCAUGGGCUUUUACAAGGCUGUUUGGCUUUUCUGACUAAAUCAAGGGACCCAAACAGCCCAAGAAUGUUCCAGCUUCAACCAGACUGCAGUCAACCUUGCUCCUGCCUCAGAGAAAAGACAAAUAAAAAUGAGAACUA